This is a messenger RNA of Psylliodes chrysocephalus, 2028 nucleotides long. The record is from the annotation of a GenBank genome assembly. Lineage: Eukaryota; Metazoa; Arthropoda; Insecta; Coleoptera; Chrysomelidae.
AUGCCUCUAACCGACAUUAUUCGGCGUGCAUCAACUUACAUCCUGGGACCUGAAGAGAAUACUUCAAAGUCCUUUGAAUACGAGGAUAAUGAAGUUCUUUUUUGCAAGAACAAUGUAUGCGUUCAUCCACCUGCCAAUGCUCGACACGAUAGCGAUGUCUUACAUAAUCCAGGAUAUCUCACAAUCACCACCAAAGUAUUUAUAGAUCAAUAUAACGAUACUCGAAGACCUACUUUAUUUUUGACGUGGAUUCCGAAUUCGUCAAUCACAAAAAAUACGAAUAUUAUCAGUACACCUUUGAAGCAACAAAAAAAACGUUACAGCCUCGAAAGUCUAACCUCAAAUGACUCCGCCGAUUAUAUAAUAGAAAGACCGACUAUUGAAUUCAAGAGUACUAAUCCCUUUCUCAACUAUGACGAUAGAGAUCGCAUGGAUGUCUCGGAUUUAAGUUCCGAAGGAAGUGAGAAACAGAUGAUUAGCAUUAACGUUGAUAUCUCUAAUCCCGAAAUAGAGAUUAUACAGACGCCAGACAGCGUCAAGGAUCCAACAGAAUUUUUUGAAUUUUCACGAUCAGUAUCUGUAACGUCAACUGAUAGCCAAUGCAAUUGGAUUUCUACGCCGGAGUAUUUUAUGCAACAGCACAAUUUAUACUUUCCAGAGAGCGCAAGCAGUUCUCCAAUUUUACAACCCAAGGAAACCCACAAAUGUAGAAGAUUUAGUGCAGAUUUAAGCCAAAUGAGGUCGCUUAGAUUAUUCUUCAGUGAUAAUAGUUGCACUUGUGGACAACUAGUUGUAGCAUCGAGAGAAUCCCAAUACAAAAUUCUUCAUUUUCAUCAUGGAGGACUAGAUCAUUUGGCACAAGUUUUACAUCAAUGGCACUCUCUAUUACAUACUAUUAAAUAUGCUAAAGGUAUGGAAGAAAAUCUUCCUUACCGCCAUUUCAUGGUGUGCAGGCCGGAAGUGUCACUGCUGGAAUUACAUCCUGAAGAAGGACAAGUGCCUAAGUUGACGGAAGACGUUUUUAGAGGUUUAUUUAAUGAAAACGGUCAGUUAGAGGACGACCUUACAUUAAGAAAAUACGUUUUCUUUUCUGGAAUGGACAGAAGUAUCAGAAAAGAAGUUUGGCCGUUUUUGUUGCAUGUGUAUCCUUACUUAAGCACGUUUGAAGAAAGAAUUCAAAUUGCAGAGAUUAGACGACACGAAUAUGAAGAAAUAAACAGAAGAAGGCUGGAAUUAAAUGAAAAUAAACUGCAUCAGUUUAGAAGAAAAAUACAAAGUGUUGUUGAAAAGGAUGUUGUCAGAACAGAUAGAGGAAAUCCAUUUUUCUCUGGUGAAAAUAAUCCUAAUGUUGAAAUAAUGAAGAAUAUUUUGUUAAAUUACGCUAUCUAUAAUUGUGGCUUAGGAUAUACUCAAGGAAUGAGUGACCUUCUAGCUCCUGUAUUAUGCGAAUUGCAAGAUGAAGUUGCUGCUUUUUGGUGUUUUGUGGGUUUAAUGCAAAGAGCUGUGUUUGUUGCUACGCCUACCGAUAGAGAUAUGGAUAGAAAUUUGAGAUAUUUACGAGAAUUAAUACGAUUAAUGGUUCCUAAAUUUUAUCAACAUUUGGAAAAGCAUAGUGACGCCUUGGAACUUCUUUUUUGUCAUAGGUGGAUUCUUUUGUGUUUUAAAAGAGAAUUCACUGAAGGAGUCGCUUUGCGAAUGUGGGAAUCCUGUUGGGCCAACUAUUUAACAGACUAUUUCCACUUGUUCUUAUGUCUAGCAAUCAUAUCCGUAUAUGCAGAAGAUGUAAUUGCUCAAGAUCUUAGAUCUGAUGAGAUGUUAUUACAUUUUAGUUCACUAGCUAUGUACAUGGAUGGUCAGGUGAUAGCCAGAAAAGCGAGAGGUUUACUUCACCAAUUUCGUCAACUGAGAGAAAUACCAUGCACCUUAGCUGGACUUUGUACUAGAUGCGGCCCUGGCAUUUGGGACAGUUCGCACAGUCCUCGCAUAUUUUGCUUGGGACAUGAGCAAGCAGGAAUGUGUAUAAAUUGA